Molecule: messenger RNA, 1341 nt
Organism: Exophiala spinifera
Lineage: Eukaryota; Fungi; Ascomycota; Eurotiomycetes; Chaetothyriales; Herpotrichiellaceae
Exons: 1
Coding region: 1-1341 (446 amino acids)
Biological process (GO): retrograde transport, endosome to Golgi
Cellular component (GO): cytoplasm; late endosome
Molecular function (GO): oxidoreductase activity
Source: RefSeq, a predicted model, not a curated record
AUGGGCACAGUAAUCAUUGGCGGUGGCAUCAUAGGCCUGUCCACCGCAUACUAUCUCUCACUGUCCAGACCGGCAACAGAAGAAGCGCCUAUUCAUAUCGUCGAGUCUGCGCCAAUGUUGCUCGCUUCUGCCAGCGGCUACGCUGGAGGUUUCUUAGCGUCAGACUGGUUCAGUCCAGCUGUUUCAAGCUUGGGGGCUCUUUCCUUCAGACUACAUCGCGAAUUGGCAGAGAAGCACGACGGGUCGCGAAAAUGGGGGUACGCCGGAAGCCAUGUCUACAGUUUGAGUGUUGACGAACAUGCCGCUAGCAGUCGAGGAAAGACUGGCCGACGCGGAGACUGGCUACUAGAUGGGACCAGCCGUGCUGGCCUGGUCGAAGGAAGGUCAGAUGGUCACCGUGGCGUGGUAAACCAGGAUGGGUCUCCGGCCGUGUUCACUCCCCAACCCGGAGGGUCUCUGAGCACAAUUGCCGGUCCGGAGGAAUGUGCACAGAUUGAACCCAAGGAACUGUGCGAAUUCCUCUACGAGGAGAGCAAGAGCCGCGGGGUUCAAAUCCAUCUGUCCACGACAGCUACGGCGGUUCUGACGAACAACGAAGGGUUUCUGACCGGCCUGAGGUUGGAGACCACGGGAGACCAAGGGGCUGAUAAGAGUGAUAUCGAAUGUGACAAGAUUGUGUUGGCUGCUGGAGCGUGGACGCCGAGGGUCUUCAAAACGCUGUUUGCACAGAGCAAAACGCGAAUACCCAUAAGACCAUUGGCUGGCUACAGCUUGGCUGUGAAGUCGCCUCGCUACCCUCAUCCGUUUGUUGACGCCGAGAAAAGGAACAUCGGUGGGGGUCAGGAUAACUGGCUUUGUUAUGCGAUAUAUUGCGCGCCAGGUCGAUACUGGUCCUACUCCCCAGAAGCGUAUGCUCGGUUGGCGCGUGACGGUGAAACAGAAAUCUGGAUUGGUGGUGUCAAUGACAGUGCUCUCCCAUUACCAGAAUUGGCAACCGACGUGAAGCAACUGAUGGAUCCGAAGAGCAUCGAAAGCCUUCGAAAGACCACAGUGCAGCUCACGGGUUUAGCCAGCGAAGGGGAUGGCUUAAACCAAGAUGAUCUCCAGACAGUCCGAGAAGGCUUGUGUUUCAGGCCCGUCAGCUCCAGUGGAGUCCCGGUCAUAGGACAGAUACCGGAAAAAGACCUGGGCGGAAUCCGUGUGGGCGGUGGUGGUGUUUGGAUUGCAACAGGUCAUGGACCUUGGGGCAUCAGUCUAAGCCUUGCAUCCGGCUUGGUUGUGAGUGAAGCUCUGCAGGACAAGGAGCCAAGCGCAGAUAUUGGGGAUUUAGGACUGCAUUAA